This is a messenger RNA of Rosa chinensis, 993 nucleotides long. RefSeq lists its product as uncharacterized. Lineage: Eukaryota; Viridiplantae; Streptophyta; Magnoliopsida; Rosales; Rosaceae. Gene Ontology annotation, molecular function: nucleic acid binding. The transcript is spliced from 2 exons. The coding region runs from base 1 to 993 and encodes 330 amino acids. Gene Ontology annotation, biological process: DNA integration. The record is from RefSeq and is a predicted model, not a curated record.
AUGGUCAAGUACAUGUUGUCACGACCUAUUCUGAGAGGCUGCAAUGGCAAGUGGGUACUAGCCCUGUCCGAAUUCUCACUACAAUACGUUCCCCAGAAAGAAGUAAAUGGACAGGCCAUCACAGACUUUCUGGCACAUCACCCUAUGUUGGAUAUCUCGACAGUGAAGGAGUUAGAAAUAGCGACCACAACUACAACUCCACCAGAUUUGGUGCGCAUUCCAGAGUACGCCAUAUGGUUUGGUAUCCCUGAAGUGCUUGUUUCAGACAGGGGAGCAGCAUUCAUAGGAGGUGAGGUAGAGAAGCUUGUCAAUGAAUUGGGCAUCCAGUUCAUCCACAACACUCCAUAUUAUGCUCAGUCCAACGGUCAAGAGGAGGCCAGUAACAUGAUUAUUAUUACCCUGCUAAAGAAGAUGCUGGUUGAAAACCCUCGCCAGUGGCACGGCACGUUGUAUGAGACACUAUGGGCUUAUCGCACCUCCAAGAGGAAUCCCACCGCUCCAACGCCCUAUGCACUAAUGUUUGGCCAUGAUGCAGUUUUACCCUUGGAACUCAAUGUUCAAUCCUUACGCAUACAAAAUCAGCAUCACUUGAUCGGUGAAGAUUAUGUCCAGGCGAUGUGGAAAGAACACGAAGAUCUAAGUGAGCAACACUUAGCAGCUUUGGAGAAUUUAGUGAUAGAAAAACAGCGUAUCGCCUGCGCCUAUGAUAAGAGGACGCGUGGCCGUAGUUACAAAGAGGGGGACCUUGUUUGGAAAGCUAUUUUUCCCUUUGGCGAGAAAUUGACUGGUCGCUGUAAAUGGACUCCACGAUGGGAAGGACCCUUUGUUGCCCACCGUAUUAUGGAGCGCGGGGCUUUUCACCUCAAAGAUUUUGAUUGCGACAUCCAUCACAAUCCCAUCAACGGGGGGUUCCUGAAGAAAUAUUACCCUAGUGUUUGGGAGUUCGAGGAUCCACCGGAUCAACCUUCUUCCCAGUCAGGGGGGCAACCAUAG